GCCGGAGCGACGCCAGGAGGACGUAUAAGAAGAUUAAAAGAUGCAGUGUCACAGAAUUUCGGACAAGUUUCUUCUGACGGCAUUCCUCCUCCUCCUAACUUCUCUGGGAUUUGCUGAAGGAUACCAAGUCCUCGUGCUCGGUCCUGUGGGCAGUCGGAGCCUCUAUCACCUGUGCCGGGCGCUCUCGGAGGCACUGAGCCAAGCGGGGCAUUCCGUUACACUUAUAUCUUCGUUUAAACCGUCUUAUAGUAUCCCAAACGUGACCGAGGUCAGCACCGGGUCAGAGGCCGUGCAGCAGGUCAACAUGUUCGAGGGCAGCCGGACGCCCCUGCGCGUGUACCGCUGGGCCAUGCGGGUGAGCGAGGACAUCGGGCGGGCCAUGUGGACCAACGCCGAGAUCAUGGCCCUCUGGCGGAGGAGGAAGGACUUCGACGCCAUUGUGAUCAUCGGCUAUGCAAAUGAGGUCGCCUACCCCUUCCUGCUCGACUUCGAGGGCCUCCACGUCAACCUCUGCACGCCGGGAGUCGAGUACCUGCAGAUGGCGCAGCUGGGGAACCGCCUGCCGCUGUCCGUCGUCCCCGCCAUCUUCCUGCCCUUCGACGAGAACAUGAGCUUCUUCGAAAGGCUGGUGAACCCUUUGGCGCAGCUCCUCACCCACUACAUGUACGCUUUCACGGUGCUUCCGGCGGCACAGCGGGUCGUCGAGGAGUUCUUCCCCGGGAUGCCGCCCUUGGAGGAGCUCUACCAGGGCAGCCAAUUGACCCUCAUCAAUGGCCACUUCGCGCUCGACACUCCGGUGCCACUUUUGCCCAACCAGGUCGAGAUUGGCACCAUCAACGCCAGGGAACCCAAGCCUUUGCCUGAGGACCUUGCGAAAUUCAUGGAUGAGUCAGGAGAUGCUGGCGUCAUUUACUUCAGCCUCGGAAGUAUUGGUCGAAGCUCUGAUAUACCCAAGAUGUACAAGGACAUACUUCUGGAGGCUUUCCGUUCACUGCCGCAGCGGAUUGUGUGGAAAUACGAAGGACGCGACCUGGAGUUGCCACCCAAUGUUAUGACGAGGUCCUGGCUUCCUCAGCAGGACGUCUUGGGCCACCCCAAGACCCGGCUCUUCAUCUCGCACUGCGGCAACCUGGGCACUCAGGAGGCCAAGUACCACGGCGUCCCGGUCUUGGCGGUGCCACUUGCCUUUGAUCAGCAUCGCAAUGCCGCCCGCCUCGCCAAGAAGGGCUGUGGCACCGUGCUCAACUGGGAAAAUCUCAGCCUUACGAACAUUGUCGAUAAGGUUGAGGUCCUCCUUACGGAUGACAGCUACAGGAACUGCAUGCGGGCGAUCUCGGCGGCGCUGCGCGACCAGAGGGAGACUCCGGGCGAGCGGGCAGUCAGGUGGAUGGAGUACCUGAUCCGACACAGGAAUUCUACCUUCUUGAAAUACCCGGGCAAGAGGCUGCACUAUCUUCAGUACGUUAUGCUGGACGUGUGGGCGGCGUGGGCGGCUGUGUUCGUGCUGUGGGCGUGGCUGGCGUGGACUUGCGUCAGGGGGGGGUGUCGGAAGUGCAGGAAGGAGAAGAGUGAGUGAGGGAGAAGUGACGUAGCACUGUAUUAUUGUUAUUGUUUUUAUUAUUUUUUCCGUAUCAUUAUCAUUCGUGAUAUCAUUAUUUAUGUUAGCAAUAGUAUUAUGAUUGUGAUUAGUAUUAUUAUAAUUGUCCAUCAAACUGACUUUCUGGAAUAUUCAAACAACCAUACAUUAUUUAUCCACUCACCGAGUGUAUCGAUUCUUAUAGUAUGAUAUUUUUUAUCAUCACAAACUUUCAUAUAAAUUGUGAUAAGAUACACAGUUUCAUCAACACAAAGUCCUGAACAUAUAUUGUAAUAAGAUAAACAGUUUCAUGAACACAACUUCAUCAAUAUAAGUAUUAUCAUCCGCGACAAGAUCAACAAUUUCAUUAACAGAAGUUCAAUUUCAACAGUAACUCAUACUUUGAGUCAUGAUAUAUUUAGAUAUCAGAAACCAUAUUGUUUAGUGAUCUUUCUAAAUUUGAUUUCGGUUCUAAUUAUAAAACAAAUAACUCGUUUCGUUGACUAGAAAACUCUUCCAGAGCAUUGGUAGCCAUAUCAAUACUAAAGUUCCUCCCCUAUAUAUCUCAGUAAGUAAUCAAGGAUUUGUUUAUAUAUUAGUAAGGAACAAGAAUAUGAACAGAACAUUGCAUCUCAGCCGGUAAACAUUUACCUGAGUGAGAGUAAGCUGCUGUGGUUAUAGGUAAAUACACAGUAUCAAAUUACUCUUUACUAGCGGAGUCAACGGAGGGUGUAUUGCGGUCAUGACGAAGCGAUUGAGAUUUGCGGAGUUCUAGCUUCGCCCGGGCCUUCUAUAUAUGGCCCGGCCUGUGUCAGCUUCUUAUGGCUGUCUCAUUUUGUUCUCUGAUACUCGGACCUUACCGUGGGAUUGCCAGCAGGCGCU
Molecule: messenger RNA, 2458 nt
Organism: Penaeus chinensis
Lineage: Eukaryota; Metazoa; Arthropoda; Malacostraca; Decapoda; Penaeidae
Product: UDP-glucosyltransferase 2-like
Exons: 8
Coding region: 41-1576 (511 amino acids)
Molecular function (GO): UDP-glycosyltransferase activity
Source: RefSeq, a predicted model, not a curated record